AGUAAUGUUUUGAAAAAUGUUUAUUCGUAAGGCGUUAUAAUGUUAUACUAGGAACUUUUCAAGAUAGACAUGGAUACGAAAGGAACAUAAUCCAGGUGAUACACUAUGAUGAACUGUUCGUAAAAGUAUGUAGUGUACUUUAACGUGUGAUUGUGUGCCCCGUCAAGAGGCGAUAGUUUUUAGUUCGCGAUUCAGCCGAAGCUGAUUGGGAAAGCUAAGGUGAUUUUUUCUCUCUCGCUCUCGGUCUCUACCGCCGACAACACAAGACAUUUCGUUUGUUUUCAUGACGGAUAUCUGGCAUUCGGUGUCGCACGAUACAGAUGUGGAUACCAGAAUGUCUUCAGUCGACCAGAUUAUCUGUAGAUCGUCCAGGAUCCAUGUGUGCUGACCGGGAGAGGCGUUCGUCCGGCCAGGUAACGCCGAUCGCGGCAGGUAAAUUACAGGUGUGUACACAAAACGGCGUGGCUACUUCAGUAGCCGACUGGUGGCGUUGGAUCGGGUGAAAAUAAUAAUAAUAAAAAAGAAAAUGGCUGUGGUUCAGGCACCCAGGCAGCAGAAGCUGGCCACCAUGACCCGGUAUCAUGUUAUUUCCCUCAUUCUGUUGCAGUUUUUAGUCAAAUUUGGACAGGGCGAGGCCCCAGGUGACAGCGUGAAAAUGUCGGUGCAGGAAGAGUUAAACAGUGGAACCAUUGUGGGACAGAUUCCAGUCCGCAGUGGCUAUGUGUAUAAUCUCCAAGAACCCUCACCUUACUUCUCACUAAAUCGCAUCACCGGUGUUAUUGUGACGAAGGUUAAGAUUGACAGAGAAUCGAUGAGUCGAAAACUCAUAAACAUGUUUAUUUUAGGGACACAAUCGGGAAAACCUGCACAUCCAGUCGAUGUUCUAAUUGAUGUUUUGGAUAUAAAUGAUAACCGUCCAGAAUUCCAGGAACAAAGUAUUAACAUAGCAAUUCAGGAACAUGCAAAACCCGGCUUCCAACAACUGAUGCUGACAGCAAGAGACAACGACAAUGGUGUGAAUGGUACAAUUUCCUCAUACACAAUCAAAUCUGGAAACGAGGAUGGCAAAUUCCGUCUACUGGAACCAAAUGUUGAAACACCUUUUAUGUAUCUAGAAGUGCAAGGUGAUCUAAACCGUGAAGUCAUAGAUUUUUACCAACUGAACAUUACAGCAUGGGAUCAGGGAACCCCGCCCAGAGAAGGCUACAUUCUAGUAAAUAUUACUAUAUCGGAUAUCAACGAUAAGUCUCCCACUUUUAAUCCCAGUGAAUACAACCCUAAAAUCAAUGAAAGUGCACCCAUAGGAACACUUGUAGUCAAAGUUAUUGCCACUGAUGGUGAUAUCGGAUUAAAUGCCGAGGUUGGUUACAGGAUACAGACGGAUGAAAGUGGCCAGUUUGUCAUCGAAGAAAGAACCGGGGUUGUAAGAACCUUGGUGUCUCCCUUGAGUUGUUCUAGAAAAUGUGGAUCGGAUACGAACUGUAACCCCAAGAGUUGUCGCAUCACCAUUGAAGCUUUUGACAGAGGGACGCCAUCAUUUUCUGGAAGAGCCUAUGUGUAUGUGGACAUUAUUGAUGAAAACAACCACAACCCAGUAAUCCUAAUCACUCAUUAUCCCGACCAGAAUAAAGACUUCUCGUCCGUGGAUGAGAAUGUCCAAGCAGGGAUAACUGUUGCUUCUGUCAGUAUUCAAGAUUUGGAUGAAGGCAUCAAUGGCAAGGCUUCUCUGACAAUCACCGGAGGAAACCAACUGGGUCAUUUUAAGUUAUCAACAUAUGCUUUUCUUAAUCUGAAUUUGAUUAAAGUUGUUGGCCAUCUUGAUCGGGAAAAAGUGGACAAGUAUAACUUGACAUUUGAAGCUGUUGAUCAUGGAUAUCCACCUCGUAGUUCAACAGCUUUCCUCAUCAUCAUGGUGAGUGAUGCAAAUGACCAUGCACCUGAAUUUCAAAAGAAGGAAUAUAAUGUUCAGCUCAGUGAGUUAUCACUGCCGGGUAGUUUUGUAGAAAGUAUUAUUGCAAUUGAUGGUGAUUCUGGAGUUAAUUCUCAGCUGACAUACUCCAUCAUAUCCGGAAAUGAUCUUGAAUGGUUUAGCAUUGAUACUACUACAGGCCUGGUUACAACCAAAACCCAGCUGGAUCAUGAACAUUUAAGUAAGGUAGUUUUGAACAUUUCUGCUCAAGAUAGUGGAUCUCAAUCCUUCAGAAAUUAUACCAAGCUGACAAUAACAAUUCUUGAUGAAAAUGAUGAAACACCACAGUUUAGUAAGCCAGUGUAUGAAAAAUUACUGAACGAGAACAUGCCAACAGGUACAGAUAUUGUCACAGUAUUGGCCACAGAUUCCGACAGUGGAAAGAAUGGUUCUGUGAUUUACGAGUUUCAUUCCAGUGUUGAAAACCUCUAUCCUGGAACAUUCCUGUUACAAAGAAAUGGUCACAUAACAACUGCUAAGCCACUGGACAGAGAGGACAUUUUCCUGUACAAGAUUUUAGUUGUUGCUCAUGAUGAAGGGGUUCCAGCUCUAUCAUCUACAGCAGAAGUACAUUUGAAGGUAAAUGAUGUCAAUGAUAAUUCUCCAGAUUUCCAUCCAUGGCAGUACUUUGCUAGUGUGUUGGAAAACCAACCGUCUGGUGUACAGGUGGUUCAGGUUUCGGCUCUUGAUCCAGAUGAACAGAACAAUGGGAGGAUAACUUAUGCAUUCAUUGGCAACAACUUCAACAGCUUUGCCAUCGACAGUAGCAGUGGUUGGAUUACAACUACACGUCGACUGAGCCGCAGUACAAAAUCUGUGUACCAGUUAAAUGUGAGGGCAAGUGAUGGGGGAGGAAGAUCUUCAGACAGAGAUGCUGUGGUUGAAGUUGUUAUUGCAAAUGCAAAUGAUGUACCACCAGUUUUCAAUGGAAGAAGCUACAGUUUUUCUGUUAUUGAGGACAGUGAUGGGUCCAAUUUCAGAUCACAGCGGCUGGGUCAGGUGACAGCGACAAGUUUGAAUGGAAAUAAAAUAACCUAUGCAAUAAUUGCUGGAGAUUCAAUGAAUAUCUUUUCCAUUGACCGAAACAGUGGAGUGAUAAUGACCAGCAAGCCAGUAGAUCGUGAAAUCAAGGCAAAUUAUGAACUGAAAGUGGCAGCAAGCUCAGGCUCCAGGUUUAGGGAAAUAACUGUUACUGUGGAAGUUAUAGAUAUUAAUGACAAUGCUCCUAAGUUCAUGACAACCACAUUCGAAACAACAGUGAUCGAGAACUGGCCAAUUGGUUUUAACAUAUUCUUUGCUAAAGCUACAGAUGCUGAUUCAGGCCCAAAUGCUAUUGUUUCCUAUGCUUUGACUUCAGAUGCACGUAGUGUUUUUAAGAUUAACUCAACAACUGGUGUCAUAUACCUGGCCAAACCAGUCAACAACCUUGCUGUUGGGAAAUCAUUUAAGCUGACUGUCAUAGCCACUGAUGCUGGAACACCACACCUUUCUUCUUCUAUUGAUAUUACUGUCCAUAUACAAGACAUCAACGACCACACACCAGUCUUUCCAAGAAAUCGCUAUGAAAUUUCCAUCUAUGAGUCAAAAGCUGUGAAUGAACCAGUUUUUAAACUCUUGGCUUCUGAUUCUGAUUUUGGGAUUAAUGGACAGAUUUCUUUUAACAUCACAAGUGGCAACAGAGCUGGAAAAUUCGGCAUCUUUCCCGAUGGUACCCUAUUCAUUGCACACAGCCUUGAUCGUGAAAGAAAGGAUGUGUAUUUUCUGUCUGUGGUGGUCAGAGAUCAUGGGUUAGUCUAUCGAAGCUCGACUGCCAACAUCACCAUCCAUGUACUAGACGACAACGAUAACAGUCCAAAGUUCAGUAAUGCAUCAUACCAUUUCUUUGUGAAAGAAAAUAUGCCUGCUGACACGUUUGUUGGUAUUGUUAAAGCAUCCGAUGCUGAUGCUGGCCGAAAUGCUGAGCUGACUUACUCUGUUGAUGAGCAUGAAGAAAACUUCUAUGUUGACGUUCAGAAAGGUACAGUUUAUACCCGGAAGUCCUUUGACAGGGAAUUCAUGCUGAAACUGAAUGGUAAGAACUAUUUCACUUUAAAGGUCACUGCAACAGACAGCGGAUUAAAGAGACUUCAGGACAAGGUGGUGGUCAACGUUUAUGUUACCGAUGACAAUGACAAUGCUCCUGUGUUUGCUAGACAGAAGUAUACUCAGUCCAUUGCAGAAAAUGCUAGACAUGAUUCACCUGUUAAAAAGGUCACAGCUACUGAUGCAGACACUGGUUCCAAUGCAGCUUUGUCUUACAUCAUACAGGGUGGUAAUGAAGACAACAUGUUUAAUAUUGAACAGACAACAGGCCAGGUGUUGCUUCAGGGUCAGCUAGACAGAGAAACAAAGGACUGGUACGAAGUGAUUAUUCUGGCUACUGAUACAGGUGAAAACGUACAGCUCAGUGCAUCAACAACUCUGCAGGUAACUGUAACAGACUUCAAUGACAACAGGCCACAGAUUGCUAGCCACAGACCUCAAGUCAGUAUUCUUGAAUCGGUACGACCGGGAGAACUGAUUGCAGAGUUUGAAGCAUCUGACAGAGACAUGGCCAAUAAUGCUGUUGUGUUUUUCAGCAUUGCAUCAGGAAAUGAAGAUGUGACCUUCAACUUGGAUGCUAACUCUGGCAAAAUGUACUUGAACAAGCAGCUUGAUUUUGAACAGAGACAGAGGUACGAUCUGAGAAUAGUUGUUUCAGAUGCAGGAAGUCCAUCAUUGCAGUCGUCAACUAAUUUUGUUGUGAAGGUUCAAGAUGCCAAUGACAACAGCCCACAAUUCUCGCCUACUCCUAUUUCUGUUGAUGUUUCUGAAGGUGCCACUGUAGAUACCAAAAUUACAACCGCAAAGGCAACAGAUGAAGAUUUGGGCAACAAUGGUAAAAUAAUGUACCAUAUUGCUAAACAAGAUCCACCUGGAGAUAACUUCAGAAUUGGCUCUACUACAGGAGCUAUCUUCAUCAAGACACCGUUGGACAGAGAAGCAGCUCAGGUGAUUCAGAUCACUGUCAUUGCCACCGACCAAGCUAUGCCUGUGUCUAAGAGAUUCUCAUCUCAGAAGAUAGUUACUGUGAUCAUUCGCGAUAUCAAUGACAACAAACCUGUCUUCAAAUCCAUGGAUACACUUGUCAUUGCAUCAGCUGCUGCUCCGGGAGUGUUUGAAACCAUCAAAGCUUCUGAUGCUGACCUGGGUGAGAAUGGACGGGUUACCUUUGAAAUGCAGUAUGACCGAGCCUCAAUGUUUUCUCUCAAGUCAAACGGGGAGCUCUCUCUUGUGGGGAGUCUUUCUCGAUCAACCUUCACCUACAGCAUAACUGUGAAAGCCAGAGAUCAUGGUGACAGUGAUGUUCUAGGUGCUCAGUCUACAACAAUGACCAUCACCAUUCUUGUAGUCUCUUCAUCACAAGUUGGGCCACGUUUUGCUCAGAGUUUGUUUUCUGGGAACAUUAAUGAGAAUGCUCCAGCAGGAUCAAGUAUUACUACUGUGCGUGCAUCUUCAUCGAGAUCUGGAAUUCGUGUGGAAUAUUAUAUCACUGAAAUUACAUCUACUGGAACUGUGCAAGGGAGAUACUUCAAAAUUGAUAAAUCAUCAGGAAUAAUAACAAAUGUUGAAGUUCUCGACAGAGAAAAAUUACCAGAGAAGUUUGACAUCAAGGCAUAUGCUGCUGAGAUUGGAGGUGAUACAGCCAGGACCCGUUCUACUCAAGUGCAAGUGACUCUUGUGGAUGAGAAUGACACUCCACCUAUCUUUGUGAGCAGCUUCUACAGCAAGUCUGUGCCUGAGAACAAGCCUCCUGGACACAAUGUCUUCACUGUGGAUGUGUAUGAUCCAGAUCAAACUGGUUCACUCCAGCUCUCUCUCAGUGGAGAUGGAUCAGAGGAUUUCACCAUUGCACAAGAUGGCACAGUGAAAACACAAAAACGUUUGAAUAGGAGGAGCCGGUCAGCAUAUUCUUUUGAAGCACUGGCCACUGAUGGAAGUCACACAUCAAAAUCUACCAUCGACCUCACUGUGCUUGAUGAAAAUGACAAUGAGCCCAAGUUCACACAGCCUAUGUAUUCCUUUGACAUCCCAGAGGAUACCAACAUCGGCACCACAGUUGCACAGAUCAGUGCAACUGAUGAUGAUGAUGAUUCAAAUGGUCAGGUGACCUAUGAGCUGGAAUCUGAUUGGGGAAAGGACAAGUUCCAGUUGGAGGCUUCACUUGGUACCAUCACACUGAUCAGUCAGCUUGAUUUUGAAGAGGUCCAGCUUUAUACCCUGAAGGUGAUAGCUAAAGAUGGUGGCAGUCCUCAGCGGUCGAGUUCUGUGACAGUGUACAUGAACGUGAACGAUGUGAAUGACAACACGCCGGUGUUUGAUCCCAUGUCGUACAGCCAGGAGAUGUGGGAGAAUGCUCACACUGGUGCCACCGUCCUCAACGUCAGUGCUACAGAUGUCGACUCUGGCCUAAACAGUGAAAUCCAAUAUAGUCUGGUUGGUGGUGACCUCAAGAAUCAGUUUUCAAUUGGUCUUCAGAAUGGUACUGUCUACACAGUAGCCUCCCUUGACAGGGAAGAUAUUCCAUCUUACUCUCUCAUUGUCAUGGCAACAGACCAAGCCGAGCCUCCAAGUUCCAGACUAUUUACAACAGCCACAGUUGACAUCAAGCUUAAGGACAUAAAUGACUGUGCUCCAGAGUUUCAGAGCCCGAACCAGACAGCUGUAAAGGAAAACACCCCAGCAGGUCAGGUGGUCUUCACAGUCAGUGCCACAGACCGUGAUGAUGGCAUCAACAAACAGCUACGUUACACCUUGUCCAAAGUCCCGGGUUUUGGAUACCCGUUUACCAUCAACCCAGUUACGGGAGAACUCCGAGUCAAUUCGGAUCUCGAUCGUGAAUCUGUGGAAAACUACACUCUUAAAAUAACAGCAACUGAUAAAGGACAACCACCUCUGUCGACAUCACAGAAUCUGGAAGUCGUUAUUAAAGAUGCAAAUGAUAACUCGCCAGUAUUUGUAGACACUUUUUAUUCCAUAACCAUCGCAGAGAAUAUCGGCAUUGGCACAUCUCUGUUAACAGUUUCGGCAAACGAUCUGGAUAAAGGUUUGAAUGGAAUGGUGCGUUACUACAUUGUCGGUGGCGACAGCAACUACGACUUCAACAUGGACAUGAGCAGUGGUGUUUUACGCGUCCUCAAGAAUUUGGAUUAUGAACGUAUCAAGGUCUACCACCUUGUCGUCCAGGCUCAGGACAGUGGCAUCGAUGUCAUCAUGUCCAGCACGGCCAGCAUCGUCGUCAACAUCACCGACUUCAAUGAUUAUGUGCCAGCAUUUGUGGACUCACCGUACAUCGCCUAUGUACAAGAAAACAUGGAGAGACUGCCAGUGCAUGUUAUUCAGGUUACUGCCCAGGACGAAGACUCCAGUGUGAACAGUCAGUUGGAAUACUCUCUGCUUAGUGACGAGCACAAGAAUAUCUUUUCAAUGAAUUCACAGACGGGAGAAAUCCAGGCACACCAGACUUUAGACCGAGAGACUUUGGCAGAAUAUUCACUGGUGGUGGUUGCUAAAGAUUCAGGCAACCCACGACUGACUGGUACUGGCACCAUCAAUGUCAUGGUACAGGAUGUCAAUGACCACGCUCCAGUGUUUGAGAAUGGGGGCUCGUACACAGGUCACGUGAUGGAAGGGAAGUCGGCCAGCACCGAGGUCCUUGUGGUCAAGGCAUCGGACAUUGAUGAAGGAAUCAAUGCCCAAAUUGUUUACAGUUUGGCUGAUAGUAAAGGACAGCGUUUCACAAUACACCCAGAUUCUGGAGUCAUCGUUACUCUUGGACGUCUUGACCGGGAAGAAUAUGAUGAAUACCAUUUAGUCGUCAUAGCAACGGACAGGGGAAUCCCACCUCAGUCGGCCUCUACCGAUGUCACGAUCUAUAUUGAUGACGCCAAUGAUAAUGCACCACAGUUUGAGCAGCAGGGUUAUGCAAGAGUGAUUUUAGACCCAACAAACACAGGAGACUUUGUUCUUGGUGUUACGGCUGUUGAUCCCGAUGUGGGCAGCAAUGGAAAGGUGACCUAUUCAUUGUCAGGAACGGAUGCCAAUAAGUUCCAGAUUAACCCUAACACUGGUGUGAUCACUGCCGCUCAACGACUUAGCGGAUCUUCGGCUUCCUAUCACUUCCAAGUGACAGCAUCCGAUCAGGGCACCACUCCUUUGAGCCACAGUGUGAAUGUUAAAAUCACCAUGUUGGUCAACAACAGUCAUCGUCCUGUCUUCAACUCAUUUGACUCAAAUCUUCAGAUCCUCGAAAACUCACCUGUUCAUAAGAUCUUAACCACAGUGAAAGCCACCACAACUCGAACCAAUGAAGUCAUUUAUAACAUCGCUGGCGGAAAUGUCAAUCGCGGAUUCACAAUCCAUCGUUCAAAUGGAACCAUCUCUGUUUAUGGCAUCAUUGAUUACGAAACAUCACAGACGCUUGAUCUCUGGAUUGAGGCUAACGAUGGGGGUUCUCCUGCCUUGUUUACAUACAAGAAACUUCCUGUUCGUGUUCUUGAUGUCAAUGAUAAUGCACCACGCUUUCAGCAGCUGCUGUACAACACAACAAUAAAAGAAAAUGUUGACAAGGGCAGCAUGUUGGUGGUUGUUGCCGCGGGAGAUGCAGAUUCAGGAGACAAUGGGAAGUUGGUGUAUUCCAUCGUGAGUGGUAACAAAAACAACACAUUCACUAUCGGGCGAAGUUCUGGGGUCAUCACCACCAGGAACAUUGUGGACCGUGAAGGAUACGACUACUACCAUCUGAUUGUCCAAGCUGCAGAUCUUGGAUCACGUUCACGUUCAUCAACCUGCACUGUUCAAGUUCAUGUGUUGGAUAUGAAUGAUAACCCAUCAAAAUUCACACGUCAGUUCAAGGUGGAAAUUUCAGAAAACAUGCCUUAUGGUUCUUUCGUCAUCCAGAUCACAUCUACAGAUAAAGACAUCGGAAUUAAUGCUGUUCCAAGAUACAAACUGUCUUCCCAGAUGGACAAAUUUGCAAUUGAUCCAACUAGUGGUAACAUCACUACUAAAGUGGUCUUGAAUGCUGAACAGCAGCAGAGGUACUUCCCAGAAAUAAAAGUCACCGACGGAGCAUUCACAAUAUCCACUCGUGUCAGUAUUCGCAUAAAGGAUGAAAAUGACAAUGCACCUUUUUUCUCAGGUGACUCAUUGAGUUUUGACUUCCAGGAGCAUCAAGAUCCAAACACUGUGAUUGGCAUUUUGAAGGCCUCUGAUAAGGAUGUCUCAGCUCCCAACAACCGGUUCAUUUUCUCACUCAAACGUCCAUCAGAUUUGUUCAGUCUCGAGGCAGACUCAGGAAAACUGUUGGCUCUUCAGACAAUGUCUUACGUUCACACCUCAGAAGGUCCUUCACCAUCUAACAGGCACUCUCUGGAUGUCAUUGUUUCAGAUUUGGGAUCCCCAGUGAUGUCUUCUGAGACCACAAUCGUCAUCACCAUAGUUGAUGCCAAUGACCAUCCUCCAAUAUUCCUGGAAGAUGAAUACUUUUCGGCAGUACCCCAGAAUUCAGCAGUUAAUGAUCCAGUUAUUCAAGUUAAGGCAGAAGAUACAAAAGACUUUGGAAUAAAUGCUGAGAAAUCCUAUAGCAUUUCUGGUGGCAAUGGAACCAGGUAUUUCUCUGUACAGCAGGACACUGGUGUUGUCUAUGUCAGAUCCUCACUCAUUGGUUUAAAAAGUCAAGAUGUGUAUUUGAUUGUUAAGGCAACAGACAAAGGGAAUCCACCUCAGUCAUCUACUGUGCCUGUGCAUCUCUCUGUUACAGAUGUGAACAAUCAUACACCUGUAUUCAAGAAUAUUGUCUUCAGAAAGAGCUUUAGAGAAAACAUUGGUGUAGGAUACAUAAUUGAUACUCUAGUGGCCACAGACGAUGAUACUGGUUUGAAUGGACAAGUUAAAUACAUUAUUACAUCUGGAAAUAAUAAUUCCUUGUUCUCUAUAGGAAAAACAAGUGGAGUUUUAAAAGUUGGAAAAGAACUUGAUUUUGAAACUGUUCCCAUUCAUUAUCUGAACAUCACAGCUCGAGAUAUGGGUUUGCUGUUCAAGGAAACAUCAGUAAUUUAUACUAUAUCUCUUCAGGAUGUUAAUGACAACCCUCCACUGUUCAUGAAAUCUGUUUUUGAUGCAUACAUCCCAGAGAAUUCUGAAACUGGAACAAGCUUUUUCACUCUACAAGCUCAUGAUGCUGAUAGUGGUGACAAUGCAGUCAUCCAUUAUAACAUUGUGGGUAACAAUGAGCAGGUAAAGACACUCUUCUCUAUAGACCAGAACUCUGGCAUCCUUAGAGCCAAGGGAGACCUUGAUUAUGAAGUCACCAAAAAUUACGAAUUGUCCAUCAUGGCUUUGAAUCCGGGCUCUGCCAACAUGAAAUCAGUCGCCAUGGUGAAUGUACAUGUGACAGGAGUGAAUGAAUUCUAUCCCAUGUUUACUCAAGCACAAUACCGGUUUGAAGUGCAUGAAUCAACAGCGCUGAAUUCAACAGUUGGUCAGGUCUUUGCUUCAGACAAGGAUGAUGGCACUGAUGGGAUUGUUUAUUACUUUCUGAUUGGCUCCAGUAAUCUUAAAGGUUUCCAGAUUGACCAUCGUACGGGCACCAUUUAUGUUUCCAGACGACCUGAUUAUGAAUCAUCCCCACAGAUAACCCUCACUGUGAUGGCCAAGAACUGGGGGAGCAUCCAUGGCAAUGACACAGACCAGUGUGUGGUGAUCAUCGGUGUGGAGGACUCGAACGAUCCACCAGUUUUCAGUCAACAGCUCUAUAAUUCAAGCAUCAGCGAAAACUCUCCAAGAGAUACCUCUGUAAUACAGGUCUCGGCAACUGAUAACGAUAAGCUCCCAGAGAACCGUCAGUUUGUGUACAAGAUACUCUCAGGAAGUGGAGGCUCACGAUUCAGAAUUGACCCACACAGUGGCAUCAUAAAGACAACAGGGCAAGGGAUCUUGGACAGAGAAAAGGAGCUUUUCAUCAGUGUCGUGGUUGGAGCUGUAGACUCGGGUUCACCUCCUGAAACAGGAACAGCAACAGUGAAGAUUUAUCUUAUGGAUGUCAAUGACAGUGGACCCGAAUUCAACCCUCCUGUACUCGAAGCAUAUGUCCUAGAAAACCAGAAUGGUGGAAGGCAUGUGAUCACUCUCUCCCAGUACACAAAUGAUUCCGAUGCACAUCCAAACCGAGGUCCUUACCGGUACCAUGAACUCAAUGAUCCUACCAUGCAGCAGUUUCAGAUUGGUGAGAGAAGUGGGAUUGUAACAACCAAGGUGAAACUUGACCGUGAAGUAACACCAAAAUUUAUCGUCCCAGUUGUUGUUACUGAUGGUGGAAGGCCAACGCAAACAUCCACUCUUUCUUUUACCAUAAUAGUACAGGAUCAAAAUGAUAGUCCACCUGAAAGCAGACAGCUGUUGGUUGCUCUGAUGCUUCUUGAUGGGAUGGAAACUGCUGGGAAAAUAGCAGACGUCAGACCUGCAGAUUCAGACAUUGUUGGAAAUUACUCCUGUUUCAUUGUGAAUGGAAAGGAUGAUGUGUUUUCUAUAUUUGAAAACUGUGACUUGCGGGUAACAAAUAAUCCACUACUUAAGCAGUUAUAUUCUUUAAAGAUAAAUGGCUCUGAUGGAAAUCCAAACCAUCAGUCGGUAACUUACGACAUAUCCGUGAGUGUCACAAAUUAUGAUAAUAGAACUAUUGAUAAUUCUGUUGCUAUGCUUUUAGGGAACAUUGAGGUAGAGUCUUUUCUGGAAUUGCAGUAUGCUUCAUUUAUGACAGCUGUACGAAGUGUGGUUGGGAUUCAGAAUUCCGGAAUUGUCUACAGUAUUAAACCUUUUGCAUCCGAUGUUCUUGUCUUUUUGGCUGUUCAGCAGCAGAAUGGAAACUACUUCUCCAAGUCAUCGCUAAAACAGCAGCUGAGUAAUGCAACACGGAAAAUUGAGUCUGCUUCAGGUGUUCGCAUAAAGGAUGUGUCUUUUGGCAGCUGCAAAACCAAUCCCUGUAAGAAUUUCGGCACCUGUGACACGAGAGUUGUGAUGACUUCUGGAUACACAAUCAACAAUUCACCCAAGCUGAUCUGGACUUCUGCCACACCAGAGAUCCAAACCUUCUGCUGGUGUAUGCCUUCAUACACAGGUCAGUUCUGUGAGAUACCGCUAGAGCGAUGUGGAGGUGACUACUGCUACAAUGGCGGCACAUGUCUGACAAACGAUGAUGGUAACAAGCAGUGCCACUGCGUUCCAGGUUGGAGCGGUCCCAGUUGCCAGGACGAUGUCAACGAAUGUAUCCGGCAGCCAUGUCAAAACGGCGGAAGCUGCAUCAAUACGAAAGGAUCGUUCUACUGCAAAUGUGCUGACGGUUUUUAUGGCAAUCUUUGUGAAAGUAGCAGCCACUGCAGAUCUCAUCCAUGUUUGAAUGGUGGCACUUGUCGAGACGUCUCCAACAGUUACGUUUGCCAGUGCAAGUAUGAAUAUUUUGGUUCUAGGUGUGAAAAAUUAAGCAGAGGAUUCAGCGAGGGGUCGUACAUUCUUCAUUCCUCCAUGACACAGUUCAGCAAUAUGGAAAUCAGUGUUUAUUUUACCACAGUCAAAGAAAAUGCCCUGCUGCUACUGAACCUUGUGACUGUUAAUGGCUCUCCUCUCGGUUUUGUUGCACUGGAGAUAGUUCGUGGAAAUGUGAGAUUUUCCUUUAAACUUGGCUCGACACACCCGAAAAGACUGACCGUGAUGUCCAGGGUAUCUGAUGGAUACUGGCACAAGGUGGAAGUCAAGAAACAGCAUGAGAGUGUAGUACUGAAAGUAAUAAAAUGUCAACAAGAUUCGACUACAUGUGAAGAAUGCUUUGAUAAUGAUUCCAGUUGUUACCAAUCUCUGACUGACGAUUCUGGAAACCUUUUUCUCAUUGGACAAUCACUCAGCAUCGGUGGUGUGAAUGACAUCAAUGAUGUGCUACAGUACAGCGGUGACAUCGCAUCACAUGAUUUUGUCGGCUGUGCGCACAGCUUCAUGGUAAACAGCCGUGACAUGCUGGACACGUCGGGGGCCAGGGACAAGAGAGGCGUGAUGACAUCGUGUGUUCGGAAGAGUCCUCGAGGAUCCUGCUCUGCUAACCUCUGUCAGAAUGGCGGUACCUGUGUAGAUGAAUGGACAUCGGCCAGAUGUUCGUGUUCUAACAAAUACAUGGGGCAGCGGUGUGAACAAGAAUGGGAACCAUUUGGAUUUGGUGCCGAUUCCACAGUGAAGUACAAGCUGCGUGAAAGCUACAGACGAGACCAGCAGGUGUCUAAGGGCCGGAAUCGUAGAGCAGGGGACAGCUCCAGCAUCAAGCUGAGAUUCAUGACUACAUCGGCACAGGGAACACUGUUCUAUUCAGCAACAGAAGACACCAAAUGUGUCCUUUGGAUACAAGAUGGCAAGGUCAAGUUUGUGCUAACUCCACCGAGUGCUGUGAAUGAUCCUCUUGAUGCUGUCAGCGUUGAUGUAACAGAUGGCUCAUGGCAUAACGUCACUGUCACUGUCACUGGCAGCACCUUCGUAGUCAGCCUCGAUGGCAAAGACUCCAUGUCAAAGGACUUUGGACAGCGUUACAGCUUUGCAUCACUGGAAGUUGAAGAAAUGGCAUUGAGUGGGGCUAGAGUUGUGCCUUCAGGAAACACCAUAGCAGGUUUUAGUGGGUGUAUCUCUGAGUUUCUGCUGGAUGGUGACAAGCUUCCAUUCAACGGCCUGACCAAGCGCUAUGAGAUUACAAUGAGUGAAGGUGUCCAGAGUGGCUGCAAGGCUCUGUGCUCCAACAACCCAUGUGAUGAGGGUCAGACCUGCUCUGUGAGUGGAGAGAAGUUCAUGUGUGUUGGCAGUGGUGGUGGACUGGAAAUUGGAAUCAUCAUCGUCAUCGUCUUCUUUGCCAUUCUCAUUGUGGCUAUCAUUGUGGUGUUCAUUGUGCUACGCAAACGCAGGGAUCUGUGUCGGAGAAUCUGCAUGAAAAAAGAAGUGAAGGCAAAUGGAAAUCUCGGCAGCAGAAGUCUUAGUGGUUCUCAAGACGUACAUGAUUCUGGUUAUGGAGAAAACGGAAAUGUUGAGGACAUGUUCAUUCAAAAUCAUAUCACCAAUGGGCUGAUCUUACAAAAGUCGGGGCUUUCUGUAAGACCCGAUCUGAUUGGCUCAAAUGUGAUUGGCAGGUCGAUGCCACAACCGCUGCAGUUUGAUGAUGGAACAGUGAUCAUAGAACAUGGAGAACAUGGUCAGAUGAGACCUAUUGAUGACAAUAUGCCAGAACAUUAUGAUCUGGAAAAUGCCAGCAGUAUUGCUCCCUCCGAUAUAGAUGUGGCAUUGCAUUACAAACACUACCGCAGUGGCAAGGAACCGAAAUACAAAGCAAAUCAACAUUUAUCUCAUUAUCAUAAAUCACACAUCCCAAAUUCUCUUGCUGAGAAUCCAUUGACUGUCUCUCAUGGCCGCUCGGGGUCGGGCCUUUCCCGGGAAAGUCCAGGUGCAAACAAGAUGAAUGGAUACCCCAAAAUGAGCCCAGGGUCUUUCGAAGGCUCAGCGGUAUCCAUGCCAGCCCACCAGAGUCCAUCCAUGGCUGGGAAUAUCAAGAGACCCAGUUCAGCCCAGCCUGCGGUGCGGCAUAGUCCGAUGCCACACAGUCACGUUAGUCCGCUAUCUCAGUUAAAUAUGAGAAACACACCUGUACAAAACAUUCAUAUGAACAAUUCUCAGCAUUCUCUAGGCAGCCAUCACAGUCAUACGAGUUCUAGUUCGUCUGCCACUAGAAUUCCAAAUGGGCAUCAUCCUAAAUCAGCAAAAGCAUCAAGAAAGCCUUAUUCAACUAAAGGCCUGACUGUGGAGGAAAUCAAUCGUCUGAAUGCUCGGCCAGACCGCAAGAGUCCAGUGAGCAUGCUCGAAGCUGUGUCUUCCUCCAGCGAUGAUCGUCUUCGCCGACAGAAGAUGAAACCCGUUGAGCAUAGCCACAUUUUGUUAGAACCCCCCGAUUCCAGUUCGGAGGAUAGUGGAGCUAAUGACUCUUUUACUUGUUCGGAAUUCGAGUAUGAACCCGACCAUAAAACUCGUUCUGAUUUCGAUCCAGGGAUUAUGAUAUUCUCAAAACUGACUGAGGUCGAAAAUGAAAAUGACGAUACACCGCAAAAACGACCUCCACGUUCAGAUGGGAUGGAUUCGAACGGAGAUUCUUUCACAAGUACAGUCAUCUCAGGGGACAGUGCACUAGAUGCAGCAAGAGUUCCAAAUGGAGCAUUUAAUUUUGAUGAACUGUUGAACUGGGGUCCCAACUUUGAUAAGUUAGUCGGUGUGUUUCGUGAUAUAGCUUUACUUCCAGACAAUACGACACAGACGUUAGAAGACGGUCCAGGAAAUGAUUAUGAAGAGUAUGUGUGAUACAAGUGAAUUCAAAAUAGGUCUCUUCCUUUUUUUUCUUCUAAUUAUGAAAUUCAUCUCAAUAUUUUGGUCAUUGUAUCUCAUUACAUUGUGUCUGUCUCCAGUAUCAAAGAUUUUUUUUAAAGGAUUUUUUUUUCUAAUUAUAUUUCACUCACCGAUUAUCUGGUAUUUGUUUUAUUGUUUGUUUACAGAAACAUUAUAUAGUUCAAAAUAAGUGUCUCAAAUUAGAAUGUUGCACAAAAUACUGUGAAACUUACCUGUAGGGAAUAUAAUCUACAAGGGGAUAUGCAAGUUUACAGCAAAAUGAAGUCUAGAUCAUCCAUAUAUGCAAAUAUCUCAUCACUGAAGUUUACUUUUUUGACAGAUUUUUACAUGAUUUAUUGCAUGUUCAGUUUUGUACUAAUUUUGUUGUUUAAUAUUUAUGCAAAUCUAAAGUGAUUGCAUUCAGCAAAUUUUCAAAUUGUAAAUUUUGAAAAUGAACUGGUGUUGAAGGUGUUAAAUAUCUUCUGUUUUUUAAAUUCAUAGUUGCUACAGUAAUAUACUAAAGUGAAAAAUUGUGAAGACUGAUCCUGAACAGUAUACAAUUGUUUUAAACAACAUACUCAAGAAACUGCUCAAAUUAUAAAGCCUGGAUUGUUUUCACUAUCUCUAUGAGAUUACCAAACAUCAAACAAGCUGCAAGCUGUAAAUAUACCUCAUGAAAAUGAUUUCUUUAUUUGUGAAAAACAGAUUUUAGCAAUAACGUUUAAUAUUGUACAUUAUGGAUUAUACAUACAUAUAUCUAUAUUAUUGCAACGGUUCACGUGAACAAUUUUAUUAUUGUAGAUUAUGUUUUAUUUAUGUUGAAGCAUUACAAAAUGUCAUGGAAGCCUUUAUGGAGCACACAUUUUUCCUCUGGUCUUUUUUUUCUUCAUGCAAAUACUAAAUAGAAAAAUAUGUUUAUACAUUUAAUCGUUUCACAUGAAAUGUUCAAACAUUUUGUAGUGAUUGUCAUCACUCUGGUCAAUACCGGUAUAUUAUUUACUAUAUUUGUAACCCAAUUUCUGAAGCUUUUUUUUCUACCUUUCUUUUUUCUUUAAUAAUGCAGCCUUAUGACCAUAUAUCAGUGUUAAUGCUAUAAUAUGGCAUUAUUUUAAGAUAUUUCAUCAACUCUCCCAAACAAAAUCAAUAAACUUGAUGUUAAAAUGGGAAUCAUUUUUAGAUUAUUACAGGUAAGCUGAAAUUUGUAUUUGAUCAGCUCUCCCAAACAAAGUCAAUACAUUUGAUGUUAAAAUGGGAAUCAUUUUAGAUUAUUACAGGUACGGUGAAAUUUGUGCUCUGUUCGGUUUCCUAAUUAAUGUGUAGUCUAACGAGGCAGGUAGAGCAGUAUAUCAAUUAAAACUGACACCAGCACCCGUUGCUGUAGGAACAGACUACAUAGCAGAAGUCAACCAGAGAAGCCUCUCUUUAAACAGCAACAUUAUUUUAUAUUCUGUUUUUGUUUCGUUAUAUUUAUUACAGUCAUUUUAUAUAAAACAGGUUGGUCUAAGUAUAGCUCGAAAAAUAUUAUGCAGUUAUACAUACACAUACAUGUAUUUGAAAGAUAGGACAAGAUAGAUUUGUAAAAUGUCUUUUGAACAUUGAAUAUAUAUUAACUUGAUGGGAUAAAAGCUGAAUGAUGACAUUUGAAUGAUUACAUAAUUUGAUAAAUAAUGUCUAGAUUUGGUUUAUGCAGAAACUAAUAAUAAGUAUUUUCAUUUUAUAUAAGAUAAAUAAAUUAACCCUUUUUUUUUUUUUUUGCAUAAAAUUGCCGACUGAUGAUAACCUUUCAAAUUGAAAUCCUUCUCAAUUUUAUAAAUUUUUGAUGUGCUAAGACUAUAAUAUUUUCUAGCAAACUUUUGGAAAACCAUCCUGUAUAUAUUUUGAUGUAUAUGUAAGUCUCGCAUUAUGUGUCAUUUUGAGUUUUUUGUGUGUGUAUUUUGUAGUUUUCAUAUGGUUUUUAAAAAAGUUUCUGAUAAUACACUUUGACAUUUAAGUUCACUUUUCUAUCCAUAAAGAAUUGAUCUAUAUAGUUUAAUGUUAGGUGCUUUCAUACGCAAUGGUCUUGGAUAUCAGUCAUUGAUUGGUGUAUCAAAGGCUGCUUGUACGUCAUUAUUCCAUAAACUAUCAUUUUGUCAGCCUCUUAAUAUAAUUGCUUAACUAAUUUUUCGAGUGUUUGAGACCAAUGGAAAAAACUUACUUUUAUACCCCAAAAAUUGAAUUCUUUAAAAAUUAUUUGAACAAAAAUAAGAAGAAAUGUUCUGGUUUUUGUUCAAAUAAUCUAUUAAAAAUUCAUAUGUUUGUAUAAAAGUCAGUGUUUUUAAAUUUUUCUCAAAAACUAGUUGGUCAAUUAUGCUUAGAGGCUGAUGAUUUGUUAUAUAGGUCUACCCACCUCAAUCAUUGCACUUACUCAUAUGGUUGUUUUCAGAGACAAAUGACGUAUUUAAUAAUGUUACAAAACAAACUAUUGGACAUUUUUAAAGCACACACCUAUAAAGAGAAUAUACUGGUUAAUACGUGGAUCUACGUAACAUGUCAAACAUCUUGCCAUCAUGGGACUACACAUGUGCCCAUUUUUAUAUGGUUUUAUUCUAGACUUUUGUAGAAGGGUUUUUUUAUUAUUAUUGAUUUUGCUGGAUAUUUUAUAUGAGGAAUAAUAAAAUUAAAUAUUUAAUUUCUGACCUUUCUCAUAAUUACCUAUGAAGUCAAGUAAAACUUGAAAAUAUAUUAUGUUUGUAAUAAACACAUCUUGUUUUUAAAUUAUUCAUUUUACAUUCCAAAAUGAUGCAUGCAUGAUGUGUUUAUGCCAUUUACCAUGUGAUUGUAGUUUCUUACAUUUUGGGCAAUUAUAAUUCACAUUUUUGCAUAUGCUUAACAUUGUUUUGUGGGGAAUGUUUUGGGUGUUUUUUUUAAUUAAGUAUAAAUUAUUAGUGUGUGUGUAAGUGAAGUUUUAAAGCUGUUUGUUAUUUCUAAAGUUUAUUUCUAAAGUUUGUAAUUAAAUUUUCCUUGCAAUUAUCAAAGUGGUUAUGUAACAGAUAAAAAUCAACCUCCACCGAGGGGAUUCAAACCACAGACCCUCAGUGUGAGAUUCCAGCACUCUACCAACUGAGCUAAUAGGGGUAUUCCCACUAGCUACUGACAGUAGGAACACUUUAUAUCAACACUACUACAGUUAUAUUUCAGGCUUUCAGCAAAUAGUACAUUUUAUGCUGGUAUUUUUGUAUUUAACAUAAUUUACUCUUAAAAGAUUCAUCAAAUUCAACUUUACUCGUGUUAAAAAAGACAAAGAAAUAUCUGGUUUCCCAUUUGUUUUACCACACAUUUAAGGGUUUUUUAUUAAUAAUAUUGUCAGUAAAAAUGUAUUCCUCACAUAACGAUGAGAAUUUGUGGCCAGUAGUGAUUAAAAUCAUUAAAUGCUAAAAUGUAUCACAUAUUAAAGCAGGGGUGUAAUUUUGUGUUAACUUUAAAUGUUCAAAAUGUAAAAUUAUAUUAAUGGCAAGAAACGAUUUAUUUUAUUUUAUUAUUACAUGUGUAUGUGUGUAUGUUAAAAUGACUUUGGUAGUGAACUAAUUGUAAAUAAUGCACAAUGAUAGUGUGUGCCAAUGUGUACAGAAUGGCCUUAAACACUAUGCAAGUUCACCAAAGAACAUAUCCCAUUCUCAUUGUGAGUGUUAUUAUUGUCAGAUGUUUCAAAUGGAUUAUGUACAGUUAGACUUGUCUAUAAAGACCACCUAAGUAACAAGAAAAAAGACCUAAUUCACAAAGCUUUCUUGAGUAACAUCGCAUAGUCCUUGGCACUCCUUGCAUUGCAUUGCGAGAUCAUAAAGGUAUGAGAGUUUAAUUAAUUAAGUCCCUGGGUCCCUGUUAACACCAGAAGGGCCAUGUAAAAGUUCCCUUUCUAAUCAUACACUCAGCAACAUUAAUUAAGUCCCUGGGUCCCUGUUAACACCAGAAGGGCCAUGUAAAAGUUCCCUUUCUAAUCAUACACUCAGCAACAUUAAUUAAGGCCAGUAAAUACUUUCUGCAUUUUUCAUUACGGUACAAAAAAGGUUUUGAUUUUGGGUUUGGUUUUGGUUUUACAAAACAUACAAAGAUUGCAUUUUUGUUCAUUGUUAUCACUGGACAAGAUUUACUCGGACAUUUAGAAGUCAUCUGUGAUUAAAAAGUGAUGACAAAUAAUACAUGUAUUAGCAAAAAUUUACAAAAAUUCUACUGGUCCUUAUUUAAUUUUGUUGAGUAUAGUAGUGGUUGUACGAGGUUCUCUUUAUAUCAAAUUUAACUGUAUGUUAUUCUCAUGAUCAUGUUAUCUUGGAUUCUCUGUGAAUUGGUACAUUUUAGUCAUAUCUGCUGUGAGAAGUCGACAGAGAUUUUACAAAGUAAAUUCACAUUUUGUAAUUAUUACUAAUAAAUAUUGAUAAAGAAUUUUGUACAUGACCUAAUGCCAAAUAAAUAUUAUUGAAAUGC
This is a messenger RNA of Gigantopelta aegis, 19900 nucleotides long. RefSeq names its product cadherin-related tumor suppressor-like. NCBI's taxonomy places the organism in Eukaryota, Metazoa, Mollusca, Gastropoda, Neomphalida, Peltospiridae. Bases 527 to 15418 code for a protein of 4963 amino acids. Gene Ontology annotation, molecular function: calcium ion binding. Gene Ontology annotation, cellular component: plasma membrane. Gene Ontology annotation, biological process: homophilic cell-cell adhesion. The record is from RefSeq and is a predicted model, not a curated record. The transcript has 17 exons.